AUGACAUUCUGUGUAGCCCCUGAUGGUUAUAUAGGGAGGAAACUACGUGUUUACGAUUCUUGCAUUUUUUCUUGCACCUUAACAAAACCUUCUAUCUAUCUUUAUACCAAGUUUUUUAUAUCAACGCGUCUUCUGAACAAAAAAUAUCCCGUCUUUCUGGGGCUUCGUCGAGACGCUAUUGUUGCCACUACUCCGGCAGAUUCCUGUGAUAAGGAUCUUGAUAAUCUUUGGGCAGGCCGUUUUAUACAUGAAAUAACUAAAUUUGAUACUACCUUGGGAAAAAGGGUUGAUCAGAACGGAGGCGCCGUGCGAAAGAUUGAGGAUUACUGGGAUAGUAUAAUCUCAGAAUACAAAACAGUGAUUCAGAGGAGCCCAGGUUCGAAAUUUGCAAGAACGAAGGGGGCGAUACCAUUCCGGACAAGAGAGAAUGAUCUUCGGGAUAUAGAAUGUAUACGUUAUAAUCGUGAAGCAUCUUCGAGGAAGCGUAAAAAUAAACCCGUGUCACAAACACUAUCAUCGCGCUCAACAUACUUAUCCUCGCCUUCACGAUCACCACUACCUUUGUCAUCUCUCCCACAAUCACCGCUACCAAUAUCACCUUAUCUACAGCUACUAUCAUCACCGUCACCUCUACGAUAA
Molecule: messenger RNA, 639 nt
Organism: Acaulospora morrowiae
Lineage: Eukaryota; Fungi; Glomeromycota; Glomeromycetes; Diversisporales; Acaulosporaceae
Source: the annotation of a GenBank genome assembly